Messenger RNA from Owenia fusiformis, 954 nucleotides. NCBI's taxonomy places the organism in Eukaryota, Metazoa, Annelida, Polychaeta, Sabellida, Oweniidae. The record is from the annotation of a GenBank genome assembly.
AUGUACCCGAUGCUUCAACUUUUAACUUCUAUGAUGACGGAUAUGAAAUCCUCCAUUGAUGAUCUCAAGGACAGAAUGAAAUCGAUGAAGGAUGACUUACAUGCCAUGCAAAUCACCAACACUGAUCUUGUAUCACAACUAGCGGCCAAAACAGUGGCUUUUAAGGAACUGGACGAUGAAAAUGUGUACUUACGUAAGCAACUGAUUGCAUGUAAAUCUGACUCAUCAAAUUCCAAAAAGGGCACUCUUGUGGUAGGCAGCUCUAUUGUUAGGGACUUCGACAGUGAUAAACUGGUCAAUACUGAUGUUGAAUGUAUUCGUGGAGGGAAGAUCAAGGAUGCCCACAAACACAUUACCAACCUAGAUAAACAAUAUGACAGGAUUAUUUUCCAAAUUGCCAGUAAUGAUGCCGCAGAAAAGGAUGCCACUGUCAAGGGCAUCACUGACGAAUAUAAUACCAUGCUAAUUGGAGCCGCGCCAAGAACCUUUGCAAUGAUAUUUAUAAAAAACAACACAAUCAACAAUGGAUUCCUUGACGCUAGGGGUCUCCACCUAUCUAAAGCUGGCUCAAAUAGUCUCGCUAGAAACAUGAAACUUUCAGUUAAAGCCAGUCAUCAGCAAGACAUCACUAAACCAUACCAACACCGCCGUCAGUCCCCUAGAGUUAACACUGAUGCCCAUAAUCCCCCUACACCCCAGGACGAUGGGGAAUGGCAAACUGUCCCAACAAAAAGCACCAGGAGCAGCAGACCACAAAAGUCCAUCCCAAGUCAUCGCCAUAGGGACAAUUAUCAUGCCAAUACCAAUGACUCAAACCCUACCUGCUUUAAAUGUGGCGAAUCUUCUCACUUGGCCAGUACUUGCUGGCACCCCUCAUCUGUCCGAUGUUACGGCUGUAACCAGCUUGGACACAAGGAAUCCAGGUGCCCUUCUUCCUCCAAUGGAGGCAAAUAG